GAAAAAUUCUCUGUUUUUUUUUCUGUGGAUUUGGUUGGUUGAUGAUGAUGAAGAAGGCUCGAAUGGGUUUAGGGAAGAAAGGGGGAGAAGGGUUCAGGUUUUGCAGGAGGUGGGACCCACUUUUUUUUCUUGUUUGGUUUUGGGGCAGAAUGGGUCAUACUGCCAUGUCAUCUUUUUUUUCCAGCAGCUUUCUCUUAAGGAUAUGAGAAAAGUUGUGGAGAAUUACAACCGGGUAACCCAAGGAGUUCCAGAUCUUGUGAACAAAGCUAUUUGUGUGGUAUGCUAUCAUGAGUGUGGUGAUGGUUAUGGAUAUAUUGAUGCGAAGGAACUAGCCCUCCCCCAUGUACUGCCACCAUUUGUACAACUAGCUGCUGGAAAUGGUAUUUGUUAAUUUGGGCAGCUUCAUGAGUUCUAGUUGACCAUGAGUUAACUAAGGGGGCCAACAAAAAAGACCCAAGGGGUUGUUUCUGAGCAGACACUUCGACACUUAAAUUAGCAAUAUUUUAUACUUAGGACUCUUUUUAGAGAGAGAAGUGCUCUCGGAAAAGUCUUUUACCUUUGAUGGGUGUGGGUAGGGGUGGAGCCAGGAAUUUUAGUUAGGGGAAGUCAGUUUUUCAAGUCUUAAAAUAAUGUAUUGUAAUUUUG
Messenger RNA from Rubroshorea leprosula, 645 nucleotides. The record is from the annotation of a GenBank genome assembly. Lineage: Eukaryota; Viridiplantae; Streptophyta; Magnoliopsida; Malvales; Dipterocarpaceae.